AGGGUUGUGCAUUGUGCUCAGUGUGUCAGAUCUGCAUCCACCGCGGACGAGAGGGCCUCGCACGGCCUCUGUAACCCCUGAGCUGUAAACCUGCACACACACACACACACUGACUGAUAAGGAGAGGAGGAAUCUGUGACCAUUUUUGCAGCAUUUCCUGGACAGAGUCGCUCCUUUUGUUGCUGUCAGUCUCCGGGCUGCAGGAGGGAGAAGCUGGGGGAGGAGGAGGAGGAGGACGCGUCUCCUUUUAUUAAAUCCCGAUCUGUCGGCGGUGGCGGAAGGAAGACGGGACGUGAUAUGAACCCCUCAUCGGCUUAAAACGGCUGUGCAGCUAAUAAAUAGCCCCGAUUUCAGGGGGAGGGGGAGACACCACAGAGGACAUUUGUACCUUUAACCUGAAAAAGACUGAACCACGGAAGCUGCAGCGAUGCCCGGGUUUGAUUACAAGUUUCUGGAGAAGCCAAAGAGACGCUUCCAGUGUCCGCUCUGCAGCAAGGCGAUGCGGGAGCCCGUCCAAGUGUCUACAUGUGGACAUCGGUUCUGUGACACCUGUCUGCAAGAAUUUCUAAGUGAGGGCGUCUUCAAGUGUCCAGAGGAUCAGCUGCCGUUGGACUAUGCCAAGAUUUACCCAGAUCCAGAGCUGGAGCAGCAAAUCCUUGCGCUGCCAAUCCGCUGCAUCCACAGUGAGGAGGGCUGCCGCUGGACGGGCCAGAUGAAGCAGCUGCAGGGCCACUUCUCCACCUGCGCCUUCAAUGUGAUACCCUGCCCCAACCGCUGCUCCGUCAAGCUGACGCGCCGCGACUUGCCCGACCACCUGCAGCACGACUGCCCCAAGCGCAAGGUCAAGUGUGAGUUCUGUGGCAGCGAGUUCACCGGUGAAGCCUACGAGAACCAUCAGGGUGUGUGUCCUCAGGAGAGCGUUUACUGUGAGAACAAGUGUGGGGCAAGGAUGAUGCGUCGUCUGCUGUCCCAGCACAGCAUGGCCGAGUGUCCCAAACGCACACAGCCCUGCAAGUACUGUGGCAAGGAGUUCGUCUUUGACACGAUCCAGAACCACCAGUACCACUGCCCCCGCUUUCCUGUCCAGUGCCCAAACCAGUGCGGCACACCCAACAUCGCCCGAGAGGACCUGGCUAACCACGUGAAGGACAACUGCGGCAGUGCGCUCGUUCUCUGCCCCUUCAAAGACGCCGGCUGCAAACACAGAUGCCCCAAACUGGCCAUCGGUCGUCACCUUGAAGACACCACUAAAUCCCACCUCACUAUGAUGUGUAACCUGGUGGGGCGUCAGCGACAGGAGAUCCUGGAGCUGCGAAGGGAGAUGGAGGAGCUGUCCGUCAGUCAUGAUGGCGUUCUCAUCUGGAAGCUAAGCGACUACUCCCGUAAACUCCAGGAGGCCAAACUCCGGAGCAACCACGAGUUCUUCAGCCCGCCCUUCUACACUCACCGCUACGGCUACAAGCUGCAGGUGUCGGCCUUCCUGAACGGUAAUGGAAGCGGAGAGGGCUCGCACCUCUCCGUUUACAUUCGAGUGCUGCCCGGCGAGUACGACAACCUGCUGGAGUGGCCCUUCUCCUUCAAGGUGACUUUCUCCAUCCUGGACCAGAGCGACCCCUCGCUUUCCAAACCCCAGCACAUCACAGAGACCUUCAACCCCGACCCAAACUGGAAGAACUUCCAGAAGCCCAGCAGCACCCGCAACUCGCUGGACGAGAGCACCCUGGGCUUUGGCUACCCCAAGUUCAUCUCUCACGAGGAGAUCAAGAAGAGAAACUACAUCCGAGACAACUGCAUCUUCGUCAAGGCUUCUAUAGAGAUUCCCCAGAAGAUCAUGGCUUAAGAUUCAACCUUUCCUUCUCUUUUUAUGAAGGAGAAAGAAGGUCAAAGACUGGAACUGACACUUGAGCUUGAAAACGUCUACACACUUACCCUUUAGAUACUUUCUGCCCUUGCAGCCUCUCCACCACAGAGCUUGAAGUGAGUCUGUUUGGCUGUGUGAGCUGACUCGGAGGACCUUGAUAUAUCACAGAGGAGCAAGUGUUUGGUCUGCAGAGCCAUCACUCUCUGGUCUUUCUUUUUUAAUUUUUUUUAAUCUGUUUGCUGACCUUUUAUCACAGUCUACAACAAAAAGCCUUGGAAAUCAAACAGUGCCUAGAGAGUUUAUCUUAAGUUAUAUUUUUGUUGUUAUUUCUGCAGUACAGAUGCUUAAGAUUAAGGAGAAGAUAUAAAAAAUAGGGGUGAAGGGCUUCACUAAGCCUCUGCACUUAGAGAGAAGUUAGAAGCUGGUUAGAGAAGUCCUGUGGGGGUGAUCCGAAGAAGAGGGAGCUCAGCAGACCCAAGCUCAAGCCCAACUGCCUUUUGUUUACAUGCUCAUACAGUAUACUCCCGCUGAUCCCUCUGCAAACACAGAGCCCUUGGUGAGAGACUACUUGUGAUGUCUGUUGACACACAAACACGGAUCGAUGUUUUUGAGUGAGAAACUUGCAGCAUCAAUCAAUUCUUGAGUUUUAAAGGAACAUUUUGGAUGAGUUGAAUGAGAAGAUCAAUAUCACUCUCAUGUGUCUGUGUCACUAUGAGGCUAAGCCUAGCAUACUGUUAGCUCCACUAAGCACAUCAACUAAAAAUCUCCCAAGCUUACUUUGUGAAAAUAUAAUAGUUCAAAAAACCAAAACAUAAAAAAGACAAACAAAAUAUUUUAUGUUAAAAUGAGCUCUAAGGAGCGUUUUGGAAGAAGGCUUUACAGUUAUUACAGAGCUAGGCUCUCUGUUCCCCUUUUCCAGUCUUUAUGUUAGCUGUAAUAAGCUAACAUGCCUUUGGCUCGAGUGUCAUAUUUGAAAGAAUGAUUUGAUUUUGGAAAAUGUGCACAUUUGAAUUCCUGGCAAGAUUCAGAAAGGAAGACUGAAAAAACUAAUUUUACUAUUGUAAAGAUGAAGCUACAGCCAGCAUGCGGCUAAGUUAGCAUAAAGACACAUCUAGCUAGCUUAGCUCUGCACAAUCUCAGUAGAAUCCUUGUUUGUUUGUUUUUUUCUUGCUCUUUUAUUUUAUCCACACAAAAAGUAACUCUGGACAAAGCCAGAGUCUGGCUAGUUAUUGUGCAGAGCUAAGCUAAAGGGCUGCUGGCUGUAAAAAGAACUGAAGGUUUAGCUUAGCAUACAGACUAGAAACAGAUUGAGGUAAACAAAAAGAAUAAAGUGCUUAUUAAGUGAAUAAAGAAGUGCUUGGAGGUCUAAUUUUUGAACUUCUUAAGCAAGUUGGUCCUUCUGUUUCCACUCUUAAUGCUACGCUGAUUAAGCUAAAGGGUUGCCAGUUGUGGUUUAAUGUAUUAGAAGACAUAUGAGUGUGGUAUUCAUCUUCGAAUCUAACUUGAAGCAAAAGAGAGAAGAAUCAUAUAUUUCAAAUGUCAAACUGUUGACACCAUCACAUGCUGUCUUUUCAUUUAUCAGGUUUUUUACCAAACAACAUUGAAGUUUCACUUCUGUCUCUUCUCCCAUCCCCAGAACUGUCUGUGACUUUGUGUUUGUCAGUAGUUUGACCCUGAUGGAGCGAACCAAUAGGAAAAAAAAAACUGAAAAGCACCUUUCCUCUGUCUCAUGAUGAGCAGAGCAGAGCAGACAAAGAGGCCAGUUGUUAAGAGUACAUGCGCAUUUAAUAGUGAAGGAAAAGCCAUGUGGCCUUUUUAUACGGUAUGUCUUCGCAUGAGGGUUUUAGGGGUGAGCAGGGCAACACAAACACAUGCAUGCUUCAUGUGCAACCACCUGGACCACAUUUUUGUACUGUAACCUGUAUUCUUGAAAUCUUCUCCCGUUAAUGGCUAUGUCGUCUCUUUUUUUGGACCUUUUUGAAAGUUGACAAAUUGUCAAAAGAAUACUUUUUUAAGUUUUAUGUUUUUAUAUACAGAAAAUGUGAACGCUGUUGGUUAAAUAACCUAUAAAGACAAUGACUGGCUGUGAAGUGUAUUGUUUUACAUAGCCUGGGCGUAGAUGGUGUGUUUGAAAAGAUGCUUCAUGGCACGGUCUCUGCAAAUAUGUGGGUGUCUCUGAACCAGCUACACCUUUGUUGUUACCAUGGUCACCGGUGUCUAUCUGCAAAUUUGCAAUGAGGAACGUUUGGAGGGACGCAGCCCUGUGCGAUACAUCUGUCUCCAUCACAGCACCAUCAGAGGGGUGGAGGACUUUAAUGAUAAAGUAUGCUCAUCAUGUGUGUGAAUACUAAUGUAAAAACGCAGGAGCACAUUCUGUCUUUUUAUUAGUAUACAUGGAAAAAAAUCCUGAUUUCUUGUCAUAAUACCAGCUGAUAUUUUACAGUGAUUUAAAGAAAUGAGAAGAUUAAAAAAAAACACUUUUUUGUAAGAUUCUGUAUUUUUAAAAAUACUUAGCUGUUUUAUACAAACACUUUUGGUUGGAGAGUCGGGGUUGACUUAGGGAAUUUUCAGACCCUUUCGUCUCUUGGACAUUUGAAUAAUUUGUUUGUACUUGUGGUUUGAGCCUCACAUACUCUGUCUGUAUUAUUUCCUCUUAAAAGUAUUUAUUUUAAGGAGCUGUCAUGUGACUUUGCGCUGACGGCAGAAAUGUUUUAAUAUGUUGAUUGAUGAGUGCUUGUCAAUUUCAUAAUUGAAAUAAAAUACCAUAUAUUAUA
Molecule: messenger RNA, 4635 nt
Organism: Notolabrus celidotus (New Zealand spotty)
Lineage: Eukaryota; Metazoa; Chordata; Actinopteri; Labriformes; Labridae
Gene: traf4a
Product: tnf receptor-associated factor 4a
Exons: 7
Coding region: 428-1840 (470 amino acids)
Biological process (GO): positive regulation of JNK cascade; regulation of apoptotic process; activation of NF-kappaB-inducing kinase activity
Molecular function (GO): protein binding; zinc ion binding
Source: RefSeq, a predicted model, not a curated record